AGGCUGGAGCCCUGCGCUCCGGGUGGCGCCAUGUCCUUCUGCAGCUUCUUCGGGGGCGAGGUCUUCCAGAACCACUUUGAGCCGGGUGUCUACGUGUGUGCCAAGUGUGGCUACGAGCUCUUCUCCAGCCGCUCCAAGUACGCGCACUCAUCCCCUUGGCCGGCCUUCACUGAGACCAUUCACCCGGAUAGCGUGGCCAAGCGCCCGGAGCACAACCGGCCUGAGGCCUUAAAGGUGUCCUGUGGCAAGUGUGGCAAUGGGCUGGGCCACGAGUUCCUGAACGACGGCCCCAAACGGGGCCAGUCCCGCUUCUGAAUAUUCAGCAGCUCGCUUAAGUUCAUCCCUAAAGGCAGAGAGACCCCAGCCUCCCAGGGAGAGUAGCGGGCAGUCCACCCCCACCCCAGAUGACCCCCACCCAGUCGCUUUCCCAUCCACCUUGGUGUUGGAACCCCAGACGUCCAGACAGGAGGGAGGGGAGCUGUAGCAUGGGGGUGUCCCGCCCCACCUUUGCCCCUCCCUGGCCUCCUGCUGGGUCUCCAGAAGGGGUCUGGGAGUGACACGCCUGCCCUCCGCCCCCCAGGCUGGCCAGGCGACGCUGCCCCAGUGGUCACUUCAUGACUCACUCUGGGUAAACCCCCAGGCCCAGAGUGGUGAUUCUCCGUGAACUGCUGGGGAGCGGACGGAGGGCACGGGCCAGGCUGCGCCCCACCGGGGAGGCAACGGAGCCCGCGGCACAGACCUGCGCUGCGGCUCGCCCACGGGCUCAGGAAACGGCCUCGCCGCGGGCCCCGUGCCGGCUGGGGCCGCUGCGCUCCAGUCGCGGCCUUCGACGAGGCGCUGUGUCCACAGCCCAGGGGGCGCCGCGGCCCUUCCUGUCCUGCCCUGCUUGGAGUGACCCGGAGGAGUCAAUAAACAGCCCGGCUGGGCUGACCGCCCCAGGCCAGGUGGCCGCCCACAUCCCCGCCUGCGCUGUCCGCC
Molecule: messenger RNA, 978 nt
Organism: Condylura cristata (star-nosed mole)
Lineage: Eukaryota; Metazoa; Chordata; Mammalia; Eulipotyphla; Talpidae
Gene: MSRB1
Product: methionine sulfoxide reductase B1
Exons: 4
Molecular function (GO): peptide-methionine (R)-S-oxide reductase activity
Source: RefSeq, a predicted model, not a curated record